Nannospalax galili (Upper Galilee mountains blind mole rat) is the source of this 894-nucleotide messenger RNA. It is a transcript of the gene Mc2r, whose product is annotated as melanocortin 2 receptor. The record is from RefSeq and is a predicted model, not a curated record. NCBI's taxonomy places the organism in Eukaryota, Metazoa, Chordata, Mammalia, Rodentia, Spalacidae. The transcript has a single exon. Gene Ontology annotation, biological process: G protein-coupled receptor signaling pathway. Gene Ontology annotation, molecular function: corticotropin receptor activity. The coding region runs from base 1 to 894 and encodes 297 amino acids. Gene Ontology annotation, cellular component: membrane.
AUGAAGCACAUUAUCAAUCCAUAUGAAAAUAUCAAUGAUACAGCAAGAAAUAAUUCAGACUGUCCUCAUGUAGUUUUGCCAGAAGAGAUAUUUUUCACAAUCUCCAUCAUUGGAGUUUUGGAGAACCUGAUUGUCCUCUUGGCUGUAAUCAAGAACAAGAAUCUUCAGUGCCCCAUGUACUUUUUCAUCUGUAGCUUGGCUAUUUCUGACAUGUUGGGCAGUCUGUACAAGAUCUUAGAAAAUAUCUUAAUCAUGUGCAGGAACAUGGGUUAUCUCAAGCCUCGUGGCAGUUUUGAAACCACAGCAGAUGACAUCAUUGACUCCAUGUUCAUCCUUUCUUUGCUGGGCUCUAUCUUCAGCCUGUCUGUGAUUGCUGCUGACCGCUACAUCACCAUCUUCCAUGCAUUACAAUAUCACAGCAUUGUGACAAUGCGCCGCACCAUCAUCACUCUAACAGUUAUCUGGAUGUUCUGCACAGGGAGCGGCAUCACCAUGGUGAUCUUCUCCCACCACAUCCCCACUGUGCUCACCUUCACUUCGCUGUUCCCUUUGAUGCUGGUCUUCAUCCUGUGUCUUUACAUUCAUAUGUUCUUACUGGCCCGCUCCCAUACUAGGAAGAUUUCUACCCAUCCUAAAGCCAACAUGAAAGGGGCCAUCACACUGACCAUCCUUCUCGGAGUCUUCAUCUUCUGUUGGGCUCCCUUUGUCCUUCAUGUCCUCUUAAUGACCUUCUGCCCGAAUAACCCUUACUGUGUUUGCUAUAUGUCUCUCUUCCAGGUGAAUGGUAUGUUGAUCAUGUGCAAUGCAGUCAUCGACCCCUUUAUAUAUGCUUUUCGGAGCCCAGAGCUCAGGGAUGCAUUCAAAAAGAUGAUUUUCUGCAACAGGUAUCAAUAG